GGGGAAGACGAGAAACAGAGAGGGAAGGCUACCAGUUCAGAAAAAAAUGAAGACAACAACGCUUUUCUAUGAGAGCAUUUUCUGUGCAAAUUUUCAAUCUUCACGUUCAAAACCUCUGCAUUUAUUUCAUUUUUCUUCUUUGCUUUCUUCAAUUCGUUGCUCGCAGAGGAAGAAACUGAAGCACUCGGAUCAGAAUUUCAUUCUCAUUUCAUCAAGGCAUUCAAGCCGGUGGCCUCACUGUAUUACUCUCGACGACCGCUGGUCAGGGAACUUCCUGCAGACGUCUUCCCCUCUUUCAAGCGGCAUUGAGAACAGAUUUCUUGAUAACAAGAGUUCUGAAGAAACUUCGAGUUGGAUACAAGUUAAAGAUGAUUUUCUUGCUCUGGAUAAAACUCUUAUUAGUUCAAGAAGUCAAGAUGGCAUAUCAACAUCUUUCAACCAUAAAGAUGCCUCAGACUUUGAUACAUUAUUUCAUAGAUGGAUGAAGUUUACAGUACUCUUUGGGUUGCUCAUGCUGCAAGGCUCUCAACAGGCAGAGGCUGGUCCAGAGUUUGCUAGUGCGUUGCAGACAUUUCCUUAUUUGGGGGAUCUUGGUGAUAUUAGCACAGGUUUUGCUUCAGCUUUCUUGUUGAUAUUUUUCUCUGAACUGGGGGAUAAAACAUUCUUUAUUGCGGCACUUUUAGCAGCCCGGAAUUCUGGGGCCGUUGUUUUCAUUGGAACUUUUGGUGCACUCGCGGCAAUGACUAUGGUGUCUGUUGUUCUUGGCCGGACCUUUCAUUAUGUUGAUGAUAUCCUUCCAUUCAGAUUUGGUGACAUUGAUUUGCCUGUUGAUGAUAUUGCUGCAGUUUUCCUCUUGAUCUAUUUUGGAGUCACCACAUUGCUCGAUGCAGCCUCAGGUGAUGGUUUGAAGGCUGAAGAAGAACAAAAGGAGGCAGAGCUAGCGGUUUCUGAAUUUUCAGGCAACAGUGCUGGGAUUGUAGCUGCUGCUAAUACUGUCAUAAGCACUUUCCUACUGGUUUUUGUUGCUGAAUGGGGUGACAAAUCAUUUUUCUCCACAAUAGCACUUGCCGCAGCUUCUUCACCCCUGGGAGUCAUUGGUGGAGCACUAGCAGGUCAUGCUGUUGCAACUUUGCUUGCUGUUUUAGGAGGUUCUUUACUGGGGACAUUCUUAUCAGAGAAGGUUGUUGGCUACAUGGGAGGUGCUCUUUUCCUAGUCUUUGCGGCUGUCACAUUGAUUGAGAUAGUUAGUUAGAGGUUAGGUUUGAUGAAAUUUCCCAUUUGAAGCAGAAUAUGUUCAGCUUACUUUCACUAGCCAACAGCGUCAUUUAGCAGAAAUGGGUUGGAGAGGGAAGAUUUCAUGGAUUUCUUUGAUCUCUUUCCUCUACCACUUGCAUGCGUCAUUUAUCAUUAAGCCAUCAGCACUGCCUUGAUGCUUAUUAGGAGAUAAAAUCUAGAAAUCAAGCUUGUUGAUU
Messenger RNA from Telopea speciosissima, 1472 nucleotides. RefSeq names its product GDT1-like protein 1, chloroplastic. Gene Ontology annotation, molecular function: calcium ion transmembrane transporter activity; manganese ion transmembrane transporter activity. The transcript has 12 exons. The coding region runs from base 47 to 1252 and encodes 401 amino acids. Gene Ontology annotation, cellular component: chloroplast thylakoid membrane; Golgi apparatus. Gene Ontology annotation, biological process: manganese ion transmembrane transport; Golgi calcium ion transport; calcium ion transmembrane transport. Lineage: Eukaryota; Viridiplantae; Streptophyta; Magnoliopsida; Proteales; Proteaceae. The record is from RefSeq and is a predicted model, not a curated record.